AUGGCAUCCCAUGAUGUGCGAGACAUGCUUGAAAUCUCAGGAGACCCGCAACGACCAUCAAAGAAGCUUAAGAACAGUGGAGUAAAGAGCACAUUGAAGGGCCUGGCGCGUGAAGUGCAGAGUCUAGGCGGCGAUAUCCCUAUUUCAAUAGUUCCAGAAACCUCUCUUUUCAAGAAGAGGCGAUUUGGAAUCCGAAAACCUGCCAAUAAAUGGGACUUGAAGCCAUUCAAAAAUACAGCAAGAAAUGACCAAUCGUUAAUUCUUCGACACUGGAAAAAAGUAGAUGAGAAUUCUCAUAAAUAUGACGGGGAAUAUGAUAGUCAACCAAUGUUAUCAAUUGAUGAUUGUCAGAUCGAAGAUUCCGCGUUUGCGAAGUUUAACGUGAAGCCAAAGAUCCCAAAGUACGAUGGAAAUAUUUACGACCUUAAGCUUCAACAUCCUGACUGGACCAAGCAAGAAACAGACUACCUCUUUUCCCUUGUUGAUGAUUAUGAUCUUAGAUGGCCUAUCAUAUGGGAUCGAUAUGCCUAUCAGCCUCCGUCAACUGAGACAUCACAGGAAAACUGCUCAGUCACUCAAAAGCCAACAACUCGAACUAUGGAGGACUUAAAGGAUCGUUACUACAAAGUCGCUUCGGAGAUGAUGGAGGUUUCCAUGGAUAAGAUGUGUAUGUCUACAUUUGAGUUCAACCUACUUAGUGCCAUGCAGAAAUUCAACAAAAGUCAAGAGACCGCUCGCAAAAAGUAUGCUGAGGCGACUUUCUAUCGAACCAAAGAAGAGGCAAGAGAAGAGGAAAACCUUCUGUUAGAAUUAAAUCGUAUUCUUGCACGUUCAGAAAAACUUGGGUACGAACGGCAAGAACUGUACUCCCGGCUUGACGCCCCACCAACAACAAUUCCUAUCGGCGCAUAUACAUCAAGCCAAGGGCUACAACAAUUACUUACUACCCUAGUUCAAGCAGACAAGGUCAAGAGGGGAAAGACCUUCAGUGGCUCAAAUUUGAGCAUUCCCGGCUCAAAUGCAUCAAAUCAACCGGGUAAUCAUGGCGAAUUACGAAGAGAAAGUGCAGCACGGGAACCUGCGUCUGCGACAAGUGCCAGCAACAAAAAGAUUUCUCAAGGGAUACCCGAUCGUCGGCAUCUUUCUCCAGAGGAAGUGGUUCUUUUCGGUGUUAGACAUUUCGAUCGCAUCACAAAUACUGGUCCCGCUUUCCGUCAUGACAAAAUAAUGAAACCUGUCAUUAGUAAAUCAUCGGCUCAGCAGGCUAAGAUAAAUAAUAUCCUUACCGAGCUUCGGAUUCCCUCGAGACUUCUCAUGCCAACUUAUCGUGUAGGGGAAGCAUUUGAAAGCUUGCAGCAUAGUAUUUCUCUACUGCUUGAACAAAAAAAGAUUGCCGACAAACUUCAAGGAGAAAUCUGUUUUUUGAAAGCUCUAAAAGAAGAGAGAGUAAAAGCAGCCUCAUCCGAUAAACCCCAGUUUCCUGAACUAGAAUUUGGAGAAGGACCGAGCAAAGAGAAUAAAAGCAUAGAAUCUCAUGAUAUUAUUGCAGAUGAAUUAAGAGACGAAGAAAAAGAAAGCCCGGCAUCUAGUGCGAAUAUGGACAGUCCACGUAGAAGAAGUACCAGUGUGACUAGUAAUCAUAGCGCAAAACGCCGUAAAAGAUAA
Molecule: messenger RNA, 1665 nt
Organism: Blumeria graminis f. sp. triticale
Lineage: Eukaryota; Fungi; Ascomycota; Leotiomycetes; Helotiales; Erysiphaceae
Source: the annotation of a GenBank genome assembly